Molecule: messenger RNA, 3023 nt
Organism: Suricata suricatta (meerkat)
Lineage: Eukaryota; Metazoa; Chordata; Mammalia; Carnivora; Herpestidae
Gene: CHST1
Product: carbohydrate sulfotransferase 1
Exons: 3
Coding region: 954-2189 (411 amino acids)
Biological process (GO): keratan sulfate proteoglycan metabolic process; carbohydrate metabolic process; N-acetylglucosamine metabolic process
Cellular component (GO): Golgi membrane
Molecular function (GO): keratan sulfotransferase activity; N-acetylglucosamine 6-O-sulfotransferase activity
Source: RefSeq, a predicted model, not a curated record
CCUGACCGCCCAGCGGGGGCUGUAAGGAACGGCACGGUGUUCGGAGUUGGCCGAGGCAGGCAGCACUGCAGGUUUGGGAAGUGAGGAUCCACGAGACCCUCCCCCAAUGGAGUCAUGCCAAGUAGCGGGAUGCGGGAAGAAUAUUCACGAAGCACAAGUCCACCUCCUCAGCCAUGAGCCAGUAGAUAAGAAGACCAGACAGCGAAGGGAAGGAACAUGCCCCAAGUCUCACAGAUCGUCUGUGCCCUUCUAAUGCCCUGUCUCUUUCUCUCUCUCGCCGAUUCACCAAUGGGCUGGGGACAUUAAUCGGAUGCAUGUUUGAAGGCCAAGUAUGCGGAAGCUGGAGGAGCAAGGUCAAAUCUCAGAGGGAAAGAGCGUGGUCUUUUGGGGAACCUGCUGGAUGCGCGUUAAACCAGACAUGUGAGCUCAGGCAGGUUCCUCCACUCUCUGUGCCUCAGUUUUCUCCCCUAUGAAAUGGAGCUAACACUGGCUUCCACUCGAAAUCCCUGUGAGGAAUAAAUGAGCCAAUGCAGGCUGAGCACUUGGGAGGUACUCAGUAGAUGCUAACUGAAAUAACGCUCACUGCAGUCUUGAUGUUUUAACUUAGAAUCCGCGAACAGCAUCAAGGUCAAGAAUGCUCCCUGGUCCACUUCUGCUUUGAGUUUUAGGUAGCCGCUCUCCUCUCCGGCGAGGAUCGAAGAAUCUCUCUCCCCGGCUGUCCCUUCCGUGCGGCCUCAGAGUCCGGGCUAUCGAGACAGAGCCGCCGUUUCCAGCUGGAGGUCAGAGAACCCCUCCCCUACCUCUCCCUCUGCAAUCCGCUGGCCACAGGACAUCUGAACAGGCUGGGACCGCCGGCUAGGCCAGGAGACCCGGCAUCUGCGGACUCCCCAGCUUGGAGCAGCCCCUCUUUGAUCCCGCACGGUGGAGAAGCAGCCCCAUGAAGGUGCCCAGCCAUGCAAUGUUCCUGGAAGGCCGUCCUCCUCCUUGCGCUGGCCUCCAUCGCCAUCCAGUACACGGCCAUCCGCACCUUCACCGCCAAGUCCUUCCAUACCUGCCCGGGGUUGGCAGAGGCGGGGCUGGCCGAGCGGCUGUGCGAGGAGGGGCCCACCUUGGCCUACAACGUCUCUCGCAAGACCCACAUCCUCAUCCUCGCCACCACGCGCAGCGGCUCCUCCUUCGUGGGCCAGCUCUUCAACCAGCACCUGGACGUUUUCUACCUGUUCGAGCCCCUCUACCACGUCCAGAACACGCUCAUCCCCCGAUUCACCCAGGGCAAGAGCCCGGCGGACCGGCGCGUCAUGCUGGGCGCCAGCCGAGACCUUCUAAGGAGCCUCUAUGACUGUGACCUCUACUUCUUGGAGAACUACAUCAAGCCGCCGCCGGUCAACCACACCACCGACAGGAUCUUCCGCCGCGGGGCCAGCAGGGUGCUGUGCUCUCGGCCCGUGUGCGACCCCCCGGGCUCCGCCGACCUGGUGCUGGAGGAGGGGGACUGUGUGCGCAAGUGCGGCGUGCUGAAUCUGACGGUGGCCGCCGAGGCCUGUCGCGAGCGCAGCCACGUGGCUAUCAAGACCGUGCGGGUGCCCGAGGUUAACGACCUUCGGGCCCUGGUGGAAGACCCACGGUUAAACCUCAAGGUCAUCCAGCUGGUCAGAGACCCCCGUGGCAUCCUGGCCUCCCGAAGCGAGACCUUUCGAGACACGUACCGGCUCUGGCGGCUCUGGUACGGCACCGGGAGGAAGCCCUACAACCUGGAUGUGACGCAGCUCACCACAGUGUGCGAGGACUUCUCCAACUCCGUGUCCACCGGCCUCACGCGGCCCCCGUGGCUCAAGGGCAAGUACAUGCUGGUGCGCUACGAGGACCUGGCCAGGAACCCCAUGAAGAAGACCGAGGAGAUCUACGGGUUCCUGGGGAUCCCCCUGGACAGCCACGUGGCCCGCUGGAUCCAGAACAACACGCGGGGCGACCCCGCCCUGGGCAAGCACAAGUACGGCACCGUGCGCAACUCGGCGGCCACGGCCGAGAAGUGGCGCUUCCGCCUCUCCUACGACAUCGUGGCCUUUGCCCAGAACGCCUGCCAACGCGUGCUGGCGCAGCUGGGCUACAGGAUGGCCACGUCAGAAGAGGAGCUCAAGAAUCCCUCGGUCAGCCUGGUGGAGGAGCGGGACUUCCGGCCCUUCUCGUGACGGGGGCUCCGGGGGCGGGGGCGAGGGGCACGUGGUGUCGGGUUGGAUAAAAAUGGACCGUUUUUAACUGUUGCCUUAUUUCCCCCUCCCUGUCUCAGUGUCCCUCCGGCCCCCCGCCCGGCCUCCACUUCCUUCUGCCCCUUUUCGUCUCUAAAAUUUGCACUAUGUCUCAGACAGGCAUCGCCCAGGGCAGAGGGGGCGCGAAGCAGGGGAGAGCCCCCACCCCAUUCAGACACACGGACGUUGGGGCUCUGCGUGGAUGGUGACAAUGUUUACAAGCACCACACUCACACACACACACACACACACACACGGGCGCCCGCUAGGAGAGAUGCACACCCCAAUCCACAGAAAUUCUGAGGCUUUUCCCAUGGACGUGGUCAGGGUAUGGUAGUUUUUGCACUGUCUUACUUCCACAAGGUAAGAGGUUAAAAAGAAAAGGCCACCUCUCUCUAGUUUAUGAAUGGUGUCUAAUCCCUCCCGGUCCUGCUUCCUGCCCCCAAUGCCCCCUGUCCCCCCACCCCCACCCCGGAGCAGAGAAACUGCCCCCUCCUGCUCACCCUUGCCUGUCGGUGAGCAGGUUUUUACUGUGAGGUGAAUGUGGACCUUGUUUAUUUUUCCAGUCUGUGGCGGUGCUGUCUGUCUGUCUGUCUGAGUCUCGUGGCUGCCCCUGGACCAGUGAUGGCUGAUAAAUCUUAUGGGUUUCUGAUUGAUCUUGGGGUCCAUCAGUGAUAUUUCUUUGUGCCAAAAAGAAAAAAAAAAGUGGAUCGGUUUGCUAAAUGAACAUUGAAAUGCUUUAUCUGUGUUUUCUGUAAAUAAAAGCGUGCAAUAAUA